UAGCUAGGAAUCCCACAAGAAUCCACUUCCACAAAAAAAGGCUGAUGAGGUAAGAAUGGCUAGUUGCUACUAAGUACAAAGCAGUUGGUGGCAUUAUGCCCAAUUUGGGAUUGCCCCCUCCAGUGUCCAAAGCAGAUAGCUUAUCUAUUUUGAGUAUAAGUAUGAAUUAAGAAAAGAAAGUUCACUCAAACACUUGGUGUCUGCUAUCCAACCUCUCCAUAGUAGUUUCUCCAUCAUCCUCAUCAAGUCAUUGUCAUCUUAUUGUCAUCACAAGAUAAUGAAUUCCUAGUUCUUGGAUAUAUAUCCUAGUAUUAAUUGUGCUUCACUGCUUCGCAUUCCACUAACAAGAGUAAAAACUUCAGAGAAUAAUAAGAAACCAUGGAAGUAGUAGAAGAUGUUGUGAUUGUGGGAGCUGGAAUUUCUGGCCUUACAACCUCCUUGGGACUUCACAGGCUGGGCAUUAGAAGCUUAGUGCUGGAAUCAUUUGAUAGUUUGAGGAUAACAGGGUUUGGAUUGUCAUUAUGGACAAAUGCAUGGAGGGCUUUAGAUGCCAUUGGUAUUGGCGAUUGUCUUCGGCAGCAACAUGUGACUCUUCUCGGGAGUGUGCUUUUCUCAAGAAUUUCGGGGCUUCAGAUGUCUGAGAGGUCAUACAGGGACAAAGGAAAACAAGGAGACCAAGAAGUUCGAUGUGUGAAAAGGAAUUUGUUGUUGGAAGCCCUUGCAAGUGAACUCCCCAGCGGUACCAUUAGGUUCUCAUCGAAGGUUGUUUCCAUUGAGGAAUCAGGGUACCUUAAGCUUGUGCACCUUGCAGAUGGAACCAUCCUCAAAGCCAAGGUUUUGGUUGGGUGUGAUGGAGUGAACUCAGUGGUGGCAAAAUGGCUGGGCUUCAAGAAGCCAGUCUUUUCAGAGAGAUCCGUGGUUAGAGGUUGUGCUAACUUCAAGAGCAGUCAUGGUUUUGAACCCAUUACCAUGCAGCACUUUGGCAAUGGUGUUAGAUCUGGUGCUGCUCCUUGUGAUGAUAAAAGUGUUUAUUGGUUCUUUGGCUGGUCUCCCUCCAGCCAAGAGAAAGAGCUAGAGAAGAACCCUGCUCAGUUGAAAAAAUAUAUCUUACCCAAGCUCGGAAAGGUACAAGAUGAAAUAAGGGCUGUUAUAGAAAACACUGAAUUGGAUGCUUUUGUAUCCUCUCCAGUGAGAUAUAGGCACCCUUGGGAACUGCUUUGGGGAAAUAUUAGCAAAGGUGGUGUAUGUGUUGCUGGAGACGCACUCCACCCCAUGACCCCAGACAUCGGCCAAGGUGGUUGUGCUGCAUUAGAAGACGGUGUUGUAUUAGCAAGAUGUCUCGGUGAGGCUUUGUUGAAGAACUGGAGGCAAGAAAUUAGAGAUAAAGAUGAAGAACGAAAAGAGGAAUGUAAGAGGAUUGAAAUGGGGUUGAGGAAUUAUGCCAGUGAGAGGAAAUGGAGAAGCAUUGAUCUGAUUAUUACAUCUUAUGUGUUUUAUUUAAUACAGGAGAUUGAUGGAAAAAUAAUUUCUUUCUUGAGGAACAAGUUUUUUUCUCCAAUCCUACCCUGGUUGCUGUUGAAGAAGGCUGAUUUUGAUUGUGGGAAGCUGAAAAGCCCUUAA
Molecule: messenger RNA, 1620 nt
Organism: Rosa rugosa (rugosa rose)
Lineage: Eukaryota; Viridiplantae; Streptophyta; Magnoliopsida; Rosales; Rosaceae
Product: monooxygenase 3-like
Exons: 6
Coding region: 379-1620 (413 amino acids)
Molecular function (GO): FAD binding
Source: RefSeq, a predicted model, not a curated record